AUGGCAGCCCGACAAGAGAAAAAACAUUCUGAAGAAAGAAACCGCAAAAGCACCCAAAAUAAUACUCGGACAUCUCAAGGCCAGUGGGGAAGAGCAUGGGAGGUGGACUGGUUUUCCUUGGCAAGCAUCCUUUUCCUGCUCAUGUUUGCACCCCUUAUCGUAUAUUACUUCAUAAUGUCCUGUGACCAGUACCAGUGCUCUCUGAUUGAUCCAGUCACUGACUUGCUCACGGGGAAUAAACAUCUGUCUGACAUCUGGAACAAGACUCCUACACUGUCCUAUAGGGCUGCUGGCAUCUAUAUCCUCUGGGUCACGUUCCAGGUGAUUUUGUAUAUGUUCAUUCCUGACUUCUGCCAUAAAUUUAUUCCUGGAUAUGUAGGAGGUGUCCAAGAAGGUGCUGUCACCCCUGCUGGUGUAGUGAAUAAGUAUGAAAUCAAUGGACUUCAGGCUUGGAUCAUUACCCAUGUGCUUUGGUUUGCAAAUGCCUAUUAUUUCCACUGGUUCUCACCCACCAUCAUUUUUGACAACUGGAUUCCUCUGCUGUGGUGUGCCAAUAUCCUGGGAUAUGCAGUUUCCACAUUUGCAAUGAUCAAAAGCUACUAUUUCCCUACCAAUGCCAAAGACUGCAAAUUCACUGGCAACUUCUUUUAUGACUACAUGAUGGGGAUUGAAUUUAACCCUCGGAUAGGAAAGUGGUUUGAUUUCAAGCUGUUCUUCAAUGGGCGCCCUGGUAUUGUAGCCUGGACUCUAAUUAACCUUUCCUACGCUGCUAAACAACAGGAGCUGUAUGGUCAAGUAACCAACUCCAUGAUCCUUGUCAACGUCCUUCAGGGUAUUUAUGUUUUGGACUUCUUUUGGAAUGAAGCCUGGUAUUUGAAAACCAUUGAUAUCUGCCAUGAUCAUUUUGGAUGGUAUUUGGGCUGGGGAGACUGUGUUUGGUUGCCUUACCUCUAUACUUUGCAGGGUUUGUAUUUGGUUUACCACCCUGUCCAGCUGGGCACAGCUAAUGCCAUAGGGAUCUUGAUGCUGGGCUUGAUCGGCUAUUACAUCUUCAGAGUAACCAACCACCAGAAGGACCUCUUCCGUCGUACAAAUGGCAACUGCAAGAUAUGGGGGAAGAAACCAGAGUAUAUUGAGUGCUCCUACAUGUCUGUGGACGGGACCAAGUACUACAGCAAACUGAUGACCUCAGGAUUCUGGGGGUGGGCUCGUCAUUUUAACUACACCGGAGAUUUGAUGGGCUCCCUGGCCUAUUGCCUGGCUUGUGGGUUUGAACACAUCUUGCCUUACUUCUACAUUGUUUAUAUGACUAUUUUGCUAAUUCAUCGUUGCAUUAGGGAUGAACACCGUUGUUUCAGCAAAUAUGGGAAGGACUGGAAGCGCUACACUGCUGCAGUGCCUUACCGGCUCAUACCAGGAAUAUUUUAAGGCCAACACAGAAUCCAGGGGAUUUAUCCAGGGGAAAGAAAAAUUAAACUUUCUUUGGAGGUGAAGAGAGUGUAUCCACGUAGUUAAACAAACAAAAACA
Messenger RNA from Antrostomus carolinensis (chuck-will's-widow), 1528 nucleotides. It is a transcript of the gene DHCR7, whose product is annotated as 7-dehydrocholesterol reductase. Bases 1 to 1428 code for a protein of 475 amino acids. Gene Ontology annotation, cellular component: endoplasmic reticulum membrane. Gene Ontology annotation, molecular function: 7-dehydrocholesterol reductase activity. The record is from RefSeq and is a predicted model, not a curated record. Gene Ontology annotation, biological process: brassinosteroid biosynthetic process; cholesterol biosynthetic process. Lineage: Eukaryota; Metazoa; Chordata; Aves; Caprimulgiformes; Caprimulgidae. The transcript has 7 exons.